AAAACUCAAGCAGUAACACUCUUAUCACUUAAAAAACAGACCAACAAGAACAAAAACAAACCCAAACCAUACCCUUGUUUAGUUUUGAGGUCAAAGGUUUGAGAAAGAAACAGUACAAAGAACAAAGAACAAAGAAAAGGGCAUUCGAGAUCAGAGAUGGGAUCUGGGGCUGGAAGUUUUCUUAAGGUCCUUCUUAAGAACUUUGAUGUUCUUGCUGGGCCAGUUAUUAGUCUUCUGUAUCCUCUCAGCUAUGCCUCCGUUAGGGCAAUUGAGUCUGAGUCUCGUGCCGAUGACAGACAAUGGCUUACAUAUUGGGUUCUCUAUUCCAUGAUUACGUUGCUGGAGCUCACCUUUGCCACAGUCAUUGAAUGGAUUCCUAUCUGGUCCUAUGCAAAACUGAUUUUCACCUGCUGGCUAGUUAUCCCAUACUUCAGUGGUGCUGCCUACGUUUAUGAGCAUUAUUUGAGACCUUUCAUUAUCAACCCACAACAGACAAUUAACAUCUGGUAUAUUCCGAGAAAGAAGGACUUCUUCAGUAAGCCAGAUGAUAUUUUAACUGCUGCCGAGAGAUACAUGGAAGAGAAUGGAACUGAAGCAUUUGAGAAGCUCAUUCAUAGGGCUGACAACUCUAGGAGUAGCGGUUUCAUAUAUGAUGAUGACGGCUACAGGCAUUAAUCCUUAUGGCCCAUUAGCUCUAGUGUAUUUUGCUGUUAAGAGAAGUCACCUGUGUCAGUAUCAUCCCAAAGAGACUUUUUUUCUUGUGAAGAACUCUGAAUGCUUGUGUAAUGUUAUGUAAUUAUGUUAGGCUGAUCUUUUGAUCUUGCUCAAAACGUUCUUAUGGUAGAUACUCUUUGGGGAUUUGCCACUGAAUCUUGGCAUAUUUUUUCAUGUGGCAGUAGGAUUAUUAUUAAAGUUAAAGCAUGAUAAUGUGCUCAGUUUCCAAAGUUGGACAAAGGAUCAAAAGUAAAUUGAUUAAUGGAAUGGGGCCUUGAAAACAAUAACAGGCUAAAUCAAAAUGGGAAA
Messenger RNA from Durio zibethinus, 1023 nucleotides. Its product is annotated as HVA22-like protein a. The record is from RefSeq and is a predicted model, not a curated record. NCBI's taxonomy places the organism in Eukaryota, Viridiplantae, Streptophyta, Magnoliopsida, Malvales, Malvaceae.